Molecule: messenger RNA, 597 nt
Organism: Fulvia fulva
Lineage: Eukaryota; Fungi; Ascomycota; Dothideomycetes; Mycosphaerellales; Mycosphaerellaceae
Exons: 2
Coding region: 1-597 (198 amino acids)
Molecular function (GO): protein binding
Source: RefSeq, a predicted model, not a curated record
AUGACGGUGGCGACCACUAUGGGCCUGAUCUCUGUUGAAGGGCGCUUCGAGAAACCAACAGUGUCCCCGAGAUCCGCCAGUGAGCAAGUCUUCAACAUCGCAGAACUGCUCGAACAGAUUCUGCUCCAUCUCGAAGAUGAUAACCAGACUCUGCUGCUAUGUCAAUGCACCAGCAAAGCCUUCCAAGCAACCAUACGCGGUUGCACCAAGCUCCAGCAAGCCCUUUUCUUCGUGGAAGUGAGUACUCAGAGCCGCAACUUCCUCGAUGCUGGACCGCAUCGUGCAUCUACCACGGAGAUACUCGAGCAGAUACUCGAAAAAACUGAUGCAAGCACCAUCCUGUCCAGCCGACUGGUGAACAAGACCUUCCAUGCACUCAUCGCGAGCUCUUCGGACCUAUACCCGAGGCUAUAUGGCAGCACGGUCGAUCCCGAAACGGUUCGACAAAGUGCGCCUCCCAGAAAAUCGUCUUCUUCACGUGCCAGGCUGUCAGGGAACGGUGCAACCAGCAUGCGAAAAUCACGGUUGCUGCUCGGUAAUGUUGGGCUUUGUGGACUCUUGGGUGCGGUUCCACUACCUUUACAGGUGCGCUGGUAG